CCGGGAAGGAGGUUGAGGUGGCUAUCGUCUCCAUGGCUGGGUCAGAACAAGACAGCAUUGAGGGACAACACCCUCGUCUGCCAGUCGCCUCCCGCCACCACCCCGUCACUGUCCGGCGCCACACCCCUCCAGAGCCACACCCCUCGUCCCACACUCAACAAUCAGCUCUCCAAAUCAGGCCAACACCUUGCAAAUACAAGGCAGUAGCUCACCCAAUGUUCGCGCCCACCUCACCUCCCUCAUCCCCUCCUCCGCCACCACCACAUUCUCCGGAUAUCACCCUCGCCCCCGUCCCCUCCGUCACUCUUCCCUCGCUCACCAGAUCGGGUGACUCACGAACCCUCCGUUCAACGUCAAGGCCCAGACUCCGGAUCGUGGCGCCCCCCCAAUCUCCUUUCUGACUUCGCGUGACGUGCGCCUCACACAAGACGCCAAACUGCCAUAUUGACGCGUCACGGCACCAUCCCGUCGUGUCAGUGCGAAGGGCUCGGCGGGGUCGCCGAGUUGGGGCGGGGGCCGGAUCGGGGGCCCGGGGUCUGGUCGGGCCGCGACUGUAGGGCUCGGGCCCGCGAGAAUGGGCCUGGCGAUCAGACACCGGCUGUAGUUUAGCAGAGACGGACGGAUGAGACUGAUGCGCGUCGUCACGGUGUCGUGACGUCGUGGGUUGGGCCACAACAUGACAAGAGCGCGCCGAGCGUCCAUUCCUCCCUCUUAACCAGACCUCCGUCGGUCGGAUCGCCGUACGCAGACCACAGUAUGCAGUGCACCCCUGUCGUGAA
Cutaneotrichosporon oleaginosum is the source of this 779-nucleotide messenger RNA. RefSeq lists its product as uncharacterized. The record is from RefSeq and is a predicted model, not a curated record. Lineage: Eukaryota; Fungi; Basidiomycota; Tremellomycetes; Trichosporonales; Trichosporonaceae.